UGUGUGCAGUAGUAUGGCAGCUUCCGUCCUGCACGGUGUUUUCAAAGCUCUCUCGUGCCUCCCAUAAACCAAAGGGACCUCUGUCAAAUUCGACAAGUGGCAAUACGCGAUAGCAAAUCCAGUAACAUUGCUCGUAAUCCCUUUUUCAAGUGUUUUUUAUUAAUCCCGAGGGAUAAAAAUCUCUAGGUAACAAUUAUCCUGGGAAUGUUGAGAGACUCGCUGUUCCUACGAGCAUCCUGCCAAGAGGUGGGGAUCUGGAUACCUGAAACGAGCCAAUACUGAACGUCUCCAUGAGAUUUUCGAUCAGUAUGCCUCCCAGCAGAAGAAUGGGGAGCGGUUCAUGACCCCGGCUGACUUUGUGCGGAGCUACCUUGGCCUCUACACAGAUGCCGACUACAAUCCCGACUCUGUCAACCUCUUGGCAGGCAUCGUCGACACCAGCAAAGAUGGGCUCAUAUCGUUCGCUGAGUUUCAAGCAUUCGAGGGGCUUCUCUGUGUACCCGACGCCCUUUAUAAAACGGCCUUCCAGUUGUUUGAUACUAAUGGAAAUGGAAUGGUUGCAUUUGACGAAUUCGCUGAGGUGAUGAAGAAAACUGAACUCCAUCAGAGAAUGCCAUUCAACAUGGAGAGUAGUUUCAUUAAAUUGUACUUUGGAAAAGAUAAAAAAAGACUAAUUAGUUAUGCAGAGUUCAGUCAAUUCUUACACGAUUUUCACGAGGAGUACGCCACAGAGGCAUUCAAGAAAUUCGAUAAAAACGGCGAUGGUUUCAUAUCCACAACAGACUUUCAAGAUAUAAUGCUCAACAUCAAGAGCCAUCUACUCACUAAAGAAGUCAAGGAUAAUCUUGUGGCAGCGGUGGGCACCAGCGGCGGGAGAAAAGUCAGUUUUCCCUACUUCAUGGCAUUCAAUUCACUCCUCAAUAACAUGGAGCUCAUCAAGAGAAUCUACCUGAAUGCAACGGGCGGUCAUCGCUAUCAAGAAGUCACCAAGGAGGAAUUUCUGCAUUCAGCUCAAAUGAUGUCACAGAUAACACCACUCGAAGUUGAUAUUUUAUUCCAUUUGUGCGACCUUCUCCAUCAAAGUGGGAAAAUUGUCUAUAAUGAUUUGGUGGCCAUCACCCCAGAACAGUAUUUCAAACACAUUACCAGGCGUCUUGCAUUGCUGAAGGCUGUCUCGAGUCCUGACGAACGGGGAAUAGUAACGCAAAUCCUCGAGAGUGGCUAUCGUUUCGUCCUGGGAUCGAUUGGUGGUGCUGUUGGUGCGACAGCAGUCUACCCAAUAGAUCUUGUGAAAACGCGAAUGCAGAAUCAAAGAACAGGCUCAUUUAUCGGUGAACUUAUGUACAGAAAUAGCUUCGAUUGCUGCAAAAAGGUCAUCAGGCAUGAGGGAUUUUUUGGCCUUUAUCGGGGUCUGGUGCCACAGCUGAUGGGAGUGGCGCCGGAAAAAGCUAUCAAGCUGACAGUCAAUGAUUUUGUCAGGGAUAAAUUCGCUGAUAAAAAUGGAAAUCUACCUCUUUAUGGAGAAAUUAUUUCUGGUGCUUGUGCCGGAGGGUCCCAAGUGAUCUUCACAAAUCCCCUAGAAAUCGUGAAAAUUAGGCUCCAAGUAGCUGGUGAAAUCGCAGGUGGCUCCAAAGUUCGAGCCUGGACUGUUGUCCAAGAGCUGGGACUCUUUGGCCUGUACAAAGGGGCGAGAGCCUGUUUUCUCCGUGACGUACCAUUUAGUGCCAUUUACUUCCCCAUGUACGCUCAUACAAAAGCUAAACUGGCUGACGAAGGUGGAUAUAAUACUCCUUUGUCACUCCUGGCGGCUGGGGCAAUCGCUGGAGUGCCAGCUGCGGCUCUUGUCACACCGGCAGACGUUAUUAAAACUAGGUUACAGGUUGUCGCACGAGAGGGUCAGACCACCUACAACGGCCUUGUAGACUGUGCUAGGAAAAUAUGGAAGGAGGAGGGGGCGAGAGCAUUUUGGAAGGGAGCCACAGCUCGAGUGUUUAGAUCAUCACCACAGUUCGGAGUUACGUUGUUCACGUAUGAACUUCUGCAGAGACUGUUCGUGGUUGAUUUUGGUGGAACACGACCAACGGGAUCAGAGCAGAAAGUACCGUCAACGGGAGUUGCAGACGAGAUAAAAUCCACAAACCCCGACCACAUAGGUGGCUACGAGGUUGCCCUGCCCAUUCUCACUGGAAUUGAAACGAAAUUUGGUUUGUGUUUACCAAGGUUUCAAGCAGCGCCACGACCCCAACAGAAGUAAUCAACGUCCAGGAUGACCAAGACCAAGCGAAUUAACGUUGAGAAGAAAAAUUAUCACUGGCUGACAUAACCGUACACCAGAAGGGGGGAGGGGGGAAUAAUAGGGCUCGUAAGCGUUUCACCAGCCGAGCAAAAAGCUCUGUACCUUGAAAAAGAAGUAAUUCUCAUCCAAUUUAGCCCUUCCCCCCGUCUACGUUUCUGCCACUAGAUGAGACUCUUUUGCUAGCUAAAUGUACAUAUAUGAAAUAUGUAAUAUAUAACGGAAAUGAUGUGAGAGUGCAAGUGCGUGAAGAUGCAUGGAAGAGAUGAAAAAAAAUAUUACGAGGAGCGAUGUAUGAGCAGUGAACUCGAUUCUUUUUUUCUACCUAAAGAAUGACAUUCUAUGCACCAGUUACAUUCAGUAAUAUAUUUUCAUUGUCACUGAGAUGCUCCAGCACAAAGUAACUAGUAGAUUAAAUUGAGAGAGAAGAGUAAAGCGAUAAAUCAAAUAAACUGAGGGACUAAAUAAAUUACUCACCACAAAUUUCGAAGCAAUACGUUUCGGAAUUAUAUCAAUGGCAUGUGCAAGUACAAUUACGCAAUGGACUGGCUUCCAUUUAUAUUGUAAAUUCAUCGAGUUGGUAAUUCGGUGGAUUGGAAAAAUUAAUGAACGAGAUGUAUAGAGAUAAUUGUAAAGUAAAUGAAGAUGUUAUUGUGAAUACAUUUUAUGCUUCUAGGUAAAUUAAUAUUUUAAAAUCCAAAUAAAAAAUUAUUGAAAAAAUUUA
Molecule: messenger RNA, 3017 nt
Organism: Diachasma alloeum
Lineage: Eukaryota; Metazoa; Arthropoda; Insecta; Hymenoptera; Braconidae
Gene: aralar1
Product: calcium-binding mitochondrial carrier protein Aralar1
Exons: 14
Coding region: 341-2254 (637 amino acids)
Biological process (GO): aspartate transmembrane transport; L-glutamate transmembrane transport; malate-aspartate shuttle
Molecular function (GO): L-glutamate transmembrane transporter activity; calcium ion binding; L-aspartate transmembrane transporter activity
Source: RefSeq, a predicted model, not a curated record